This is a messenger RNA of Arabidopsis thaliana (thale cress), 2938 nucleotides long. Its product is annotated as RNA-directed DNA polymerase (reverse transcriptase)-related family protein. Bases 292 to 2778 code for a protein of 828 amino acids. The transcript is spliced from 13 exons. The record is from RefSeq and is marked reviewed. NCBI's taxonomy places the organism in Eukaryota, Viridiplantae, Streptophyta, Magnoliopsida, Brassicales, Brassicaceae.
AAAUCGUCUUCUCUGCUUUCAACUUCACAACUACACUCUCUUCAGUUCUCUAACAGUAGCGCCAAAAUGAAUCCCCAAGACUAAAGCUUUCUUCAAUGGAAGAAGAAACCCACGACGGAUCUCUCGAUCUCCAAGAGAUUCGCAGGCGCGUGAAAGAGUUCGAUUUCUUUCCCCGGAAUUGCAGAGAAGAGCCUGUAGAAUCGUGUAGUUCCGAUUACGAGACUCUGGUGGUUCAAGAUUUUGUUCUUCAGUUUGAACCAAAGGUGAAAGAGAUUGUUGAAGAUUACGGCGAUGUUGAUUUAUUGGAUGUUGAUCACACACUUGUGUUUUGCAGAUGAUUUGUUAGUUUUCACCGAUGGCAAGAAAAGUUCUAUAGAAGGAAUUCUUCAGAUCUUUGGUAAAUUUGCAGAUUUCUCCGGUUUGCAGAUUAGUCUCGAGAAGUCGACCAUUUACAUGGCUGGAGUGAAAGACAAUGACAAAGCAGACAUUCUUCACAGUUUCCCUUUUGCCUCCGGCGCACUACCUGUUCGUUACCUAGGGCUACCAUUGCUGACAAAAAAGAUGACGACAAGCGACUACGGCCCUCUCGUUGAAAAAAUCAGAGUACGAAUAGGUAAAUGGACGGCGAGACACCUCUCCUUUGCGGGUCGUCUACAACUCAUUAGUUCGGUAAUCCAUAGUCUAACCAACUUUUGGAUGUCUGCGUUUCGUCUUCCAAGUGCCUGCAUCAAAGAAAUCGAUAGCAUUUGCUCUUCUUUUCUCUGGUCUGGCCCCGAACUGAAUACAAAAAAGGCUAAAGUAGCAUGGAGUGAUGUUUGCACACCCAAAGAUGAAGGAGGGUUAGGCAUCAGAUCUUUAAAGGAAGCAAACAAGGUCAGUUUGUUAAAACUCAUUUGGAGGAUGCUCUCGUCUACUUCUUUGUGGGUUCAAUGGUUGCGAUUAUAUCUGCUGCGAAAGGGUUCCUUUUGGUCUAUCAGUGGGAACACAACUCUAGGAUCAUGGAUGUGGAAGAAGAUUCUUAAACACAGAGCUUUAGCUUCAGGUUUUGUGAAGCACGACAUUCACAAUGGCAGCAAUACAUCGUUUUGGUUUGAUAACUGGUCAAAGAUAGGAAGGCUGAUUGAUGUAACAGGUCAUCGGGGUUGCAUUGACAUGGGAAUCACUCUUCACGCCUCUGUAGCUGAAGCGGUUGUGAACCAUAGACCAAGACGCCACCGACAUGAUACUCUGCUUCGAAUAGAAGACGUCAUUGCCGAGGUGCGCCACCAGGGACUUACUUCGGGGGAGGAUACAGUUCGUUGGAAGGGAAAUGGGGACAUUUUUAAACCGUGUUUUAACACAAAGGAGACCUGGGCUGCAACUCGGGAACCAAAACUGAAAGUCAACUGGUAUAAGGGUGUUUGGUUUUCACAUGCAACGCCUAAAUACUCAGUUUUAGCUUGGAUAGCGAUAAAGAAUCGUCUAACUACGGGAGAUCGGAUGUUAAGUUGGAAUGCGGGAGCUGACUCUUCGUGUGUGCUCUGUCACCACCUCGUGGAAACGCGCGACCACUUGUUCUUCACAUGCCCUUACUCAGCAGAGGUUCCGUUCUUGACAAGAUACACUUUUCAGCUAACUCUCCACUCUCUUUGGAAGGAAAGAAAUGGCAGACGACAUGGAGAAGUGCCGCAGGCUGCAGCUCAAAUGAUGAAGUAUGAAAGUCAAAUAAUGGUGAAAUUAAGUGAUGGAAAUCUGACAGAUGCUUACUUGGAGUACUUGAGAAAUGAGCUUCAGUCUGUGGAGGCUGAAAGUGCCAAAGUUUCUGAAGAAAUUGAACGUCUUUCUCAGUCUCAUGCCCUAGAUUCUAGUAGGUUGCAAAGGGAUCUUGAAGGUCUUUUACUGUCACUGGAUUCUAUGUCAUCUCAGGAUGUGGAGAAGUCAAAAGAGAAUCAACCAUCUAGCAGCUCAAUGGAAGUAUGUGAAGUGAUUGAUGAUGACAAGUUUAAGAUGUUUGAACUCGAAAAUCAGAUGGAGGAGAAAAGGAUGAUUCUUAAGUCAUUGGAAGAUCUGGAUUCGUUACGUAAAAGGUUUGAUGCUGCAGAACAAGUUGAGGACGCAUUGACAGGCUUGAAGGUGCUCGAGUUUGACGGAAACUUUAUUAGGCUCCAACUGCGAACAUAUAUUCAAAAACUAGACGGUUUUCUUGGACAGCACAAAUUUGACCACAUUACUGAGCCAUCUGAAUUGAUCCAUGAAUUGCUAAUAUACCUGAAGGAUAAAACUACAGAGAUAACAAAAUUUGAGAUGUUUCCAAAUGAUAUAUACAUAGGAGACAUCAUCGAGGCAGCUGAUUCUUUCAGGCAGGUAAGGUUACACUCUGCAGUGCUAGACACAAGAUCUUCAGUCCAGUGGGUUGUCGCCAAAGUGCAAGAUAAAAUUAUUUCAACAACUUUGAGAAAAGAUUUUGUGAUGAGUUCGAAAACAAUUAGGUACACGUUUGAAUACUACGACAAAGAUGAAACAAUUGUGGCUCAUAUAGCUGGAGGUAUUGAUGCAUUUUUAAAGGUCUCUGAUGGUUGGCCACUGCUGAAUACCCCAUUGAAGCUUGCAUCUCUCAAGAACUCUGACAAUCAGUCAAAGGGAUUUUCUCUGAGCCUUAUCAGCAAACUUGAGGAACUAGCGAACUCCUUGGAUUUAGAGACCCGGCAAAACUUAUCAGGCUUCAUGGAUGCUGUUGAGAAAAUACUCGUGCAGCAAACCCGUGAAGAACUCAAGUCCAAUGAAUCCUCCCAAAAGUGAGUACCAAGAACCACCUCAAGAGUUUGUGCAGUUUCUAUCUCCUUAUUGUUUUUGUCUUGGGUUGUUAUCUGCAACUCUUUGUUGUAAUUACUUUGGAAAUUGGAAUUGUAUCAAUACUCUUGCUUAUGUCCUCAAGUUUCCUUUAUAUAUCAAUAUCCUU